CAGUGAAGAGGAAGAAAGCCAUCCUGUCAGACAGUGAGGAGGAGAAGGCUGACGAACCAGGUAAGAUGACAGACCAGCAGCUGGGCCAGCGCAAUUGGGUGGCUCUGGUCAAAAGUAAUGUACUGUAUGGGGAAUAGGGUGGCAUUUUAAGAUGCACACCUUAUCUUGAAGUCUGAUAGUAAGCGAGUGUGUGGAGAUUAAGGCUGCAUCUUAAAUUACCCUCUAUUUCCUACACUGUGGUGUGUUAGGUCUGUCUUUCUUUUAUUGAGCUGCUCUGUUGGUCAGGUCUCCCUUGUAAAAGAGGUAUUCUGACCUUAAUUGGACUUCCUGGAUAAAUAAAAUAGUUUUGGCCAGAGCCGAGGAGCUGAGGAUGAUCAUAAUGAUGGUGACUCCUCUCCCUCAGCGGCGAAGAAGAGCCGCGCCGUGUCCGACGAUGAGAACUCUGACAGCGACGCAGGCUUGGAGACGCCCGACAAAACCAUGGCCAAACUGCGGGAACUGGGCUCAGAAAGCGAAGACGAGGAUGAUGGACAGAAGGCGGAAGGGGGGAAGAAGGAUGAGAAAACACUGUUUGGUAGCGACAGCGAAUCAGGCGACGAGGAAGAGUAAGUGUUCCGAUCCCCCCACACACUCCUUUCUGUUAUUACGGUGCUAUCACUCUGUUGUUAGUACUCCUGCGUAGUAGUCUCUCUGAUGGACCUGGCCUGAGUGUGAUGGCGACUAUGUACUGUGGUAAUCCGGUGAAGUAAACGUUGUUAAACUGGAACCUAGUCGUUGUGUCAUUUUGCGUUAACAGUACAGCUGUGCUGGGGUAUGAAGUAAUUGAGGUAGCUAUGUAACUAUAGGUACAUAUGAACUGAAAGGAUGCGUGUGUAUUGUAGGUUGUAUGGUUGGUUCUGAUUGUAGGGUUCCUAUGCUGUCUCGUAUAGGAAAAUGAUUGCUGACAUUUUUGGUGACUCAGGCGAUGAAGAGGGGGAAGAGUUUACGGUGAGUUUUACCCACUUUACAAAAACAUUUGUAUUCAAGACAUGCUUCGUAAACAACAGUGAAAUGCUUACUUACGGUUCCUUCCCAACAAUGCAGAGAGAAAGAAAAUAGAGAAAUAAUAGAAAAGUAAUAACACAAAAUUAUAAAUACACAGUGAGUAACGAUAACUUGGCUAUAUACACGGGUACCAUUACCAAGUCACUGUGCAGGGGUUCGAGGUAAUUGAGGUAGAUACAGUGAUUUCAGAAAUUGAUUUAAUUCUUCUUCUUUUUUUCAAUCUACACUAAAUACUAUGUCAAAGUGGAAGAAUAAUUCUAACAUUUAUUAGUCGCUCUGGAUAAGAGCGUCUGCUAAAUGACUAAAAUGUAAAAUGUAAAUAUUAAUGAAAAAUAAAGCUCUAAUUUUCUUGAUUAGUUAAGUAUCAAUACAUGUUAGAAUCACCUUUGGCAGCGAUUACAGCUGUGAGUCUUUCUGGGUAAGUCUCUAAGAGCUUUGCACAUCUGGAUUGUACAAUAUUUGCCCAUUUUUAUUAUUUUUAACUCUUCAAGAUCUGUCAAGUUGUUUGUUGAUCAUUGCUAAACAGCCAUUUUCAAGUCUUGCCAUAGAUUUUCAAGCCAAUCAAAGUAAAAACGGUAACUAAGCCAUUCAGAAACAUUCUAAGUCAUCUUGGUAAGCAAAUCCAGUGUACAUUUGGCCUUGAGUUUUAGGUUAUUGUCCUGCUGAAAGGUGAAUUUUGUCUCCCAGUGUCUGUUGGAAAGCAGACCGAACCAGGUUUUUCUCUAGGAUUUUGCCUGUGCUACUCAAUUUCUUUUUAUCCCACCAAAAACUCCAUAGUCCUUGCUGUUGAAGAGCAUAUCCAUAAAAUGAUGCAGCCACCACCAUGCUUGAAAGUAUGAAGGUUGGGACUCCGUGACAUUGUUGCCUCCUCUCCUAGCGUUCUGGCUCCAUUGGUCCCCCUAGCAUCCUAGCAUCCUGCACUUUCUACAGAUCUGAUUGGACUGGACUAGUGGCCACUAACCAUAAAGCAUAUUUAGCCUAUAACUUUUGUUAUUCAGAAACAUAAAAUACUGCCAUGAGAAAAAUACAGUGAAAUGGUAUUUUGACCAUAUCAAGUCCUUUCAGAUCUGUGAACAUCAAGGGUUGGUUUCCCAAUCACAGAUUAAUCUUGUCCAGGACCAAAAAGCAUUCUCAACAGAGAAUCUCCAUUGAAAGAGCUUUUAGUCCAGGAUUAGGCUUAAUGUGUCCGGGAAACCGACCCCAAAGGUUUAGGGACUCUUGAGAAUUGUCUAGACACCGAAACUAUACCGCAUCUUUGAUUCCCGAUCCCAACGGCUGACAUUUGAUGUUUCUGCACCAAUAGGGUUUCAAUCAGGAGGAUCUGGAGGGGGAUAAGAACCAAUCACAGGCCUCGGCAAAGAAAGCAAUGGCAGACGACUCUGACUCUGACGAGGGCGUGGGCAGGGGUGGUGGCCAAGAGUGAGUAUCUCAUGAAAUCUGUCAAUGUUUUCAAUCAAUCGAUUUUCCUCUUGCCGCUAUACUUUCAUUCUAUAGUGGAGCCGUGGCUAACUGGCUGACUCUCUCUAUUCAGCACCAGCUUCAUGUCGGACUUUGACGUGAUGCUGGCUCGUAAGAAGGCCCAGAGCGGGAAGCGACGACGGAACCGCGACGGGGGAACGUUCAUAAGUGACGCUGACGACGUGGUCAGCGCCAUGAUCACCAAGAUGACAGAAGCUGCAGAGGUGACAUUCUGGCCCCAAACUGUGUGUGUGUGUGUUCUGUCAUAGGUCUUCAAUGCGGGUGUGGGUGUACCAUUCUAACGGUGUGAUUUACAGGAGGACAGAACACUGAACGCUCAGAAGAAGCCAGCCUUAAAAAAGCUGACCCUCCUCCCCACUGUCGUUAUGCACCUGAAGAAGUGAGUCCAUCCAUGGCUCUCAAUACUACCACAAGCAUAGUCUAUAUACACCGAGUGCUCUUUCCAUGAUAUAGACUGACCAGGUGAAAGCUAUGAUCCCUUAUUGAUGUCACUUGUUAAAUCCACUUCAAUCAGUGUGGAUGAAGGGGAGGAGACGGGUUAAAGAAGGAUUUAUAAGCAUUUAGACAAUUGAGACAUGGAUUGUGUAUGUGUGCCAUUGAGGGUGAAUGGGAAAGACAAAAUAUGUAAGUGCCUUUGAACAGGGUAUGGUAGUAAGUUCCAGGUGCACCGGAACAUCAUCCUAAUAUUCAGUUGCACCUACUUUUUUCCCUCAGAACAGCUUCAAUUCGUCGGGCAUGAACUCUAUAAGGUGUCGAAAGCGUUCCACAGGGAUGCUGACCCAUGUUGACUCCAAUGCUUCCCACAGUUGUUAAGUUUGCUGGAUGUCCUUUGGGUGGUGGACCAUUCUUGAUACACACGGUUUAAGCGUGAAAAACCAAGCAGCGUUGCAGUUCUUGACACACAAACCGUUCAACCUGGAACCUACUACCAAACCCUGUUCAAAGGCACUUCAAUCUUUUUUUUUGCCCAUUCACCCUCUGAAUGGCACACAUACACAAUUAGGGCUGUGGCGGUCACGAAAUUUCGUCACAAGCUACUGAUGCAGACCUUUGGAACAUCUACAUUUUAAAAAGUCUAAUAAAUCCAUGUAAUAUAGCCUACACCUUCACAAUACAUCCAUUAUUUAUUUUAGACAGGUCUAAAUAAACAUGAUAUGAAGAAAAUGUAUUCUAUUUCAGAAGAACAGAAUAGCAUACUCUGAGUUGUCCUUAUGUUAGGUCCUGAUCCGGCUAUGACAAAUGGCUGUGGGCUACACUAGUUCAUUUAGCAGACAAGAUUUGCUUAGAAUUCCGUGGCAUUAUUUUAUAGUAUGAAGAAUGCAAUUGAACAAAGCUGAAUAAAAUAAAAUUCUCCAAACAAUUUGAGGGAGUUCGCACAUGCAGCUAUUCUGUGUUGAGCGGUUAACAAAGAAAAAGGUACUCCUAUAUGCUUAAUUUAGAGUUAUUAAUGUCACUUUAGUUGUUCUACAAACGUUGGACUAUAUGCAGUGCUUAAUUUGUAAAUAGGGAGGUCCCGGAACACAUAGUCAAACACAACGUAGCAGCGCAGAAGUCAGAGUAAACAGACUACUAUCUAUGGUGGUGAAACGGACAGCGCUCUCCAAGGAGCCUACUAUCUAUGGUGGUGAAACGGACAGCACUCUCCAAGUAGCCUACUAUCUAUGGUGGUGAAACGGACAGCGCUCUCCAAGUAGUCUACUAUCUAUGGUGGUGAAACGGACAGCACUCUCCAAGUAGCCUACUAUCUAUGGUGGUGAAACGGACAGCACUCUCCAAGUAGCCUACUAUCUAUGGUGGUGAAACGGACAGCACUCUCCCAGUAGCCUACUGUCUAUGGUGGUGAAACGGACAGCGCUCUCCAAGUAGCCUACUGUCUAUGGUGGUGAAACGGACAGCACUCUCCAAGUAGCCUACUGUCUAUGGUGGUGAAACGGACAGCCCUCUCCAAGUAGCCUACUAUCUAUGGUGGUGAAACGGACAGCGCUCUCCAAGUAGCCUACUGUCUAUGGUGGUGAAACGGACAGCGCUCUCCAAGUAGCCUACUGUCUAUGGUGGUGAAACGGACAGCCCUCUCCCAGUAGCCUACUAUCUAUGGUGGUGAAACGGACAGCACUCUCCAAGUAGCCUACUGUCUAUGGUGGUGAAAUGGACAGCACUCUCCAAGUAGCCUACUGUCUAUGGUGGUGAAACGGACAGCACUCUCCAAGUAGCCUACUAUCUAUGGUGGUGAAACGGACAGCGCUCUCCAAGUAGCCUACUAUCUAUGGUGGUGAAACGGACAGCGCUCUCCAAGUAGCCUACUAUCUAUGGUGGUGAAACGGACAGCGCUCUCCAAGUAGCCUACUAUCUAUGGUGGUGAAACGGACAGCGCUCUCCAAGUAGCCUACUAUCUAUGGUGGUGAAACGGACAGCGCUCUCCAAGUAGCCUACUGUCUAUGGUGGUGAAACGGACAGCACUCUCCAAGUAGCCUACUAUCUAUGGUGGUGAAACGGACAGCACUCUCCAAGUAGCCUACUGUCUAUGGUGGUGAAACGGACAGCACUCUCCAAGUAGCCUACUGUCUAUGGUGGUGAAACGGACAGCCCUCUCCAAGUAGCCUACUAUCUAUGGUGGUGAAACGGACAGCGCUCUCCAAGUAGCCUACUAUCUAUGGUGGUGAAACGGACAGCCCUCUCCAAGUAGCCUACUAUCUAUGGUGGUGAAACGGACAGCACUCUCCAAGUAGCCUACUAUCUAUGGUGGUGAAACGGACAGCACUCUCCAAGUAGUCUACUAUCUAUGGUGGUGAAACGGACAGCACUCUCCAAGUAGCCUACUAUCUAUGGUGGUGAAACGGACAGCGCUCUCCAAGUAGCCUGCUAUCUAUGGUGGUGAAACAGACAGCACUCUCCAAGUAGCCUACUAUCUAUGGUGGUGAAACGGACAGCACUCUCCAAGUAGCCUACUAUCUAUGGUGGUGAAACGGACAGCACUUCCCAAGGUGUUGAUUCAUUCAAAGCAUUUUAGACAUCACUGCAGUAUGCCCACAUACUUGAGCAUAGCUGCGGGGCUUACGCAAGUCGGAAUUUCUUAUAGCCUAAUUAGACAUCAAUGUACAGCAACAUUUUUAGACGACACUGCAGAACACCCGCCAUAUGCACACAUACUCAGCUGUGGGGUUUACAAGACCUGAAUUUCAUAUGAUUUUCAAGACAUCAAUUUAGCAGUAGAAAAAUAUCAAGAUAUCGGAAUAUAACUUAAAAUAAAAUAAAUCAAUGUAGGCUAUAGUAGGACACACAUGAGAAUAUAUAGGCCUCCUGCCUAUGUGAUAAUAUGAAGCACAUAUUCAGAUUACCUUCACAGUACAGAACAAGUUUGUAAAGGAAGGAAAAUGUCCUGCCUUAGUUUUCAACACCUCCCACAAUGACUUUCCCCAUGUCAAGUCCCUUUAACUCCUGAGAGUCAAUUUCUAGCUCAAAGCCAUGCGUGAGCCUGUGGCUGUGAUGUUUAGCAUCCUAAGGCUGUUCUGAAGACUGGCUGUAGUGUCUAUUUUUUCCAUUUAGAGUGUUAACGAUAACCUGGACGUCCUCUUUAGCCUUGUCUACAAGGCUUGCUGCCACCAAAUGCGCCUUGGUUCGGGCAUGUUCAAAAACCUUUUUUCUGAGGGCUCUUUGUUUUUUUUACGUCUGAGGCAUAGGAUGUUAACUUACUGUACAUUCCACCCACUCUUUUGCUAGUUUAAUCCCUCCAGUCGUUUCUAGACCCAAGCUCCCUAUCUUUUUGCAUGUUGUACAGCCCAACUUUGAAUUCUGCAUGACAAGCCAGGGGUUAUACGUUUGCUUGUUCUUGAACUGCAAAUUGCACCUGCUCCAAGCACUUCAUCGGUGGAUGCACUGCUUCCCUCCCCCCCAGCUCCCUGUCUCCCGCUGAGUCUGACUAGCUAGUAGGCCUACUAGCUAGUGGAGGUGCCGGUGGUGAUGCUGAACUGGCGGGAUUAGCAGCGCUGCUAGCUAAGAGGCAUUGCCAUCAGGAACAGUUUGCCCCUCACUCCUCUCCUCCGGCACUGACAGUUCUCUGGCUCGUUCUGGGUUCAAUUCAACCUCUUUCUCUGGAUUUCUGGACUUGAGAAAUGUCUUCGAACUCGAUUGCCUUUUCUUAUCCAUUUUUUAUUUGGCUUUCCCACGAUUCAAAUUCAGUAGGGAGACGACAAGCCUAGACGACGUGACGUGAUUACGUAGGGUCCUCCUCACUAGCUGACCACCACUACCAAGACCUGUGUCAAGAUCAGUUGCUUACAACACCGGCCCUCCCCAUAACCUCUAUGUACAAAUAAGAGCGCAGGUCUGGAAUCAGUGUGGCAGGAUAGGAUGAUUACACAGAAGGAUCACAGCGCUUUUACAUGAUGGUCUUUCUGGGGAGAAAUAACGAGGCGACAACUUGAUUUAACGCUGAUCACUUUUAUUCAACUGUCUACAGUGCGAACAGUGAAACGAUUAAUAAAUCAUGCUGCGAGAGGUACCGGAUCCGGGCAAAUAGGUGGCGGAACAAACAAAGUAAAAUCUGAGAGGUGCUGGAUCCUGUUACGGCACCUCUCAACACUGGCUAUAUGUUUUGAUUUUUAAUACAUUGUAAGGCUGCAUGAUGCGAUUCUAAUGAUGAUUUGAAAAAAAGUUGCUUGAAAGGCUUGAGCCCUGCUUAGUUUUAGUCUCUCAUUAACACUUUGACAAGCACUUGAUAAUGCCUGGAAUUUCACGGCGGCAUCCCCUUUGUGGCUGUAAUGCACCCUAAAAAAAUCCAUGCCUUUUGCGGCCAGUGGCCGUUGUGCCCUGAGUGCUGAGCAUGCCGAAUCACCUCACUCACAUGGCUCUCCAUCACGUGAUCGGGUCUUUCUCACAGGCUACAAGUGAAGGCAGACACAUCGGGGAUGCAACUGCGCGUGUCCUUAUCCAAUUCCGAGGUGCAUAUUGAAGAUAUUGGAAGAACUGUCCACAUUGACUUUUCGUCAGCCAACAAGAUGAGCAGGCCUAACGAACAGCAAAAGCACUAGCCUAUGUCAAUCUACUAUCCCCCAUUAGUAAAAAUAAAAAAAAAGUUGAACUAUUCUGUGCGAGAAAAAAUUAUUCAAAACAUAGUCUGGGACAGUUGUGGAAUGCAAUAGAUCCCAAUUUAAUACAACCACUAGCAUCAAAAAACGUUUACGCAAUGUGCCUGACGCAACAGAUCAGACCAUUUAGCUUAAAAUAAUGAUAAAUUAGGCUAUUUCUUCACAUUAUAAGCGCAGCAAUGCGCACAUGAAAGUAGGCUAUAACCGGGAAUGUUCCAUUAGCGGGAAAACACCAUUAUCAAAAGUGACCACAAAUGCGAUUAUGCAUGAAAUGCUUUUAUUAUAAAAGUGCAUUUUUAUGGUGACAAUUAUCUUCCCCAAACUUGAAACUCACUCGCUACUUAUGUAUGCCGGUUAGGCUCUAAACCCCUUGUAAAGCGGAUUAAUGUGCUUAAUUUUAAGAAGUUAUUUGGCCACUUUAGUUGUGAUACAAACCUUAUCAAAACAUAUAGGCCUAUGGGCUAGGCUACAUGAGGUGUGCGACUGAUUAGAAAAAGUUGCCCAAAAAAUGGCAGUUUCUUAUGCUGGGCAUCAUUCACAAGUGAUAAUGUAUAGUUCACAAGUGAUAGGCUAAUAUUGUCACCCCAUCACACUAUUCUUGAUUUAAUAUUGUCUUUACAUAUACUAAGUAAUAUAUGUGUGAAAUUUGUUUUGAUUUAGAAUGGACCAUUAUUAUGCACCUGUCUUGAAGCAGGGGCAGGGGAAAAAUACAUGUAAUCUAUGCACUUAAAUAGCGAAUGGAGGACGCUUUUCCCGUGGUUCAUUUUCAUGCCAGCCAGGUAGCCUAUACUCCUGUUGUAAAGCGAAACAAUGCACUUAAUAUUAGGAAAGUUGAAAAAUAAAUAUAGUAGGCCUAGCCUAUAGAAAGCUGAUGGGAUCCUCCUCUUUUUAGUAGAGGCCAUCACUCUGUUUUCUCACGCAAUUGCAUAGCCUAUAGAAAUGUUGCGCAACAUGAGCUCAUGGGCUCUCAUUAAGUGUUUGAUUAGAUUUUUUAACAAAUUUGCAUUGAUGUCAGAGUGAUUAGAGGGACAAUAGAGUGCUGAGAACCAGGCAGUUAACAAGUUUGGUAGGCUACUAAUGACCAUCAGCGGCAUCAGAGCUUUGAGAAGCCUAAUUACCGUGAAUAAACGGCCACGUGGAAUUUGACUGCAUUCAUGACUCGUGACUGCCGGUUUGGGUGUAAUACGGUCACCCUAUACACAAUCCAUGUCUCAAUUGUCUCAAGGCUUAAAAAUCCUUCUUUAACCUGUCUCCUCCCCGUCAUCUACACUGAUUUGAAGUGGAUUUAACAAGUGACAUCAAUAAGGGAUCAUAGCUUUCACCUGGUCAGUCUAUAUCAUGGAAACAGCAAGUGUUCCUAAUGUUUUGUAUGCUGUGUGUGUAUAUGUGUGUACAGUACCAGUCAAAAGUUUGGACACCUACUCAUUCCAGGGUUUUUCUUUAUUUUUACUAUUUUCUACAUUGUAGAAAAAUAGUGAAGACAUCAAAACUAUGAAAUAACACAUAUGGAAUCAUGUAGUAACCAAAAAAGUGUUAAACAAAUCCAAAUAUAUGUUAUAUUUGAGAUUCUUCAAAGUAGCCACCCUUUGCCUUGAUGACAUCUUUGCACACUCUUGGCAUUCUCUCAACCAGCUUCAUGAGGUAGUCACCUGGAAUGAAUUUCAAUUCAGCCAAUCAGUUGUGUUGGGGGGGUAUACAGAGAUAGCCCUAUUUGGUAAAAGACCAAGUCCAUAUUAUGGCAAGAACCGCUCAAAUAAGCAAAGAGAAACAACAGUCCAUCAUUAUUUCUAGACAUGAAGGUCAGUCAAUACGGAAAAUGUCAAGAACUUUGAAAGUUUCUUCAAGUGCAGUCGCAAAAACCAUCAAGCGCUAUGAUGAAACUGGCUCUCAUGAGGACCGCCACAGGAAUGGAAGACCCAGAGAUACCUCUGCUGCAGAGGAUACGUUCAUCAGUUACCAGCCUCAGAAAUUGCAGCCCAAAUAAAUGCUUCACAGAGUUCAAGUAACAGACUCAUCUCAACAUCAACUGUUCAGAGGAGACUGCGUGAAUCAGGCCUUCAUGGUCGAAUUGCUGCAAAGAAACCACUACUAAAGGACACCAAUAAGAAGAGACUUGCUUGGGCCAAGAAACACGAGCAAUGGACAUUAGACCGGUUGAAAUGUGUCCUUUGGUCUGGAGUCCAAAUUUGAUAUUUUUGGUUCCAACCGCCAUGGCUUUGUGAGACACAGUGUGGGUGAACGGAUGAUCUCUGCAUGUGUAUUUCCCACCGUAAAGAAUGGAGGAGAUGGUGUGGGGGUGCUUUUCUACAAAGGGGACAGGAUGACUGCACCGUAUUGAGGGGAGGAUGGAUGGGGCCAUGUAUCGCGAGAUCUUGGCCAACAACCUCCUUCCCUCAGUAAGAGCAUUGAAGAUGGGUCGUGGCUGGGUCUUCCAGCAUGACAACGACCCAAAACACACAGCCAGGGCAACUAAGGAGUGGCUCCGUAAGAAGCAUCUCAAGGUCCUGGAGUGGCCUAGCCAGUCUCCAGACCUGAACCCAAUAGAAAAUCUUUGGAGGGAGCUGAAUGUCCGUAUUGCCCAGCGACAGCCCCGAAACCUGAAGGAUCUGGAGAAGGUCUGUAUGGAGGAGUGGGCCAAAAUCCCUGCUGCAGUGUGUGCAAACAUGGCCAAGACCUACAGGAAACGUAUGAUCUCUGUAAUUGCAAACAAAGGUUUCUGUACCAAAUAUUAAGUUCUGCUUUUCUGAUGUAUCAAAUACUUAUGUCAUGCAAUAAAAUGCAAAUUAAUUACUUAAAAAUCAUACAAUGUGAUUUUCUGGAUUUUCCGUCUCACAGUUGAAGUGUACCUAUGAUAAAAAUUACAGACCUCUACAUGCUUUGUAAGUAGGAAAACCUGCAAAAUCGGCAGUGUAUCAAAUACUUGUUCUCCCCACUGUAUAUGGUCUGAUGUGUGUGUGUGUGUGUGUGUGUGUUCAGGCAAGACCUCAAGGAGACAUUCAUCGACAGUGGGGUGAUGUCGGCCAUCAAGGAGUGGAUCGGCCCGCUGCCAGACAAGAGUCUCCCGGCCCUUAAAAUCAGAGAGGAUCUCCUCAAAAUCCUACAGGAGGUAAAUGCUUGGGAUUGCAUUUCCGCCGACUCCCCCUGAAACGUCACCAUGGUUUUGAAUCUUGAUAAAGAACUGUGUUUUCAUAUGGUUUUCGGUUCUCCCCCCAGCUCCCCAGUGUGAGUCAGGAGACUCUCAAACACAGCGGGAUUGGCCGAGCCGUCAUGUUCCUCUACAAACACCCCAAGGAGUCGCGCCCCAACAAGGACCUCGCCCUCAAACUCAUCAGUAAGUGCCUACAUAUCUGCGCUCAAAAACAUAAAAUGUCAAUUCAGUAAUGUGGGUUUUGCUGACGUAAUAGCUGACCAAGUAUUGUCUGACUCUGAGAAGGAAUUAUGUUAUUAAAGGGAUCUCAUUUUCACUCACCUGUUUCAUAGUGUUGUUUUUUAGCAAGUUCCAGUGGCUUCGAACGAGCAUGUAGCAAUAGAACACGGUCCCUCUGUAGAGGUGAAUAGUGUAUGGGUGUUGGGGAUAUUGGUAGAGUAUUAGUAUUGAUAGUGGGUAUUGAUACGUGCCGUGUCUGUACAGAUGAGUGGUCCCGCCCCAUCUUUGGCCUGACGUCCAACUACAAGGGCAUGACACGCGAGGAGAGACAACAGAGAGACCUGGACCAGCAGAUUCCGCAAAAAAGACUCCUCAGGUAAAAGUGUGCACACACCCCCCAGGGUUUCCGUUAGGAAAAUGUGGCGCCAGACAACGUGACCGGGAAGAUAUUUUAUUUACCGGCCAUUUGGUAAAUUUACCGGACCUAUACGCAUUAUGCGCAUAACCUAUUAGGGCCUCCACCCAAGGUGCUCAGAAGGAUGGAAAUCACAUUUAGAUUAUGGCAACUCAUGUAAUGAAGUGGCCAAUAAAACGUCAUUUUCAAACAUUUAUCAAAAUGCAAUUCGCGGGAAAACGCCAUUCUAAAUAGCGCACCUGAUAGCAGUUCCAUAUGUGACAGAGAUUAACAUCUCUGUUAGAAACUUAGAAAGAGGGAGAAUCUAAAGGUGCAACUAGGAUGGUUGCUAAUAUGACUAGGAUUGUGCCUUUUGGCUUCUGGACAACAAAAGAAAGUUGAUAUGAAAACCAAUAGAACAGGAGAGAAACGGCAUAGCGGUGGGUCCAAAAGGGAAGUAAAGGGAAAUACAUUUUCCAAAAUUAUAUACUUACUCCGGUCUAUACAGAAAUAAAUAAAAUACUUCACCAGAAAGCAUGACUUAGCCACAGAGGUAUCAAGGCUAAUUAGCAUAUAUAAAAAAAAUAGCUGUGGCUUGUUUCAAAUCACCUAUUUGGGAAGACUGCAAUUUGGGCAGCGCACGUGGCAAUAGGCCUAGCUGAUUAUUGAGUUGCAGCUGUCAGUGAAAAGCAUCUAAAAUAUGUGUGAAGGUAAUGUGUCUAGAGUAUAAUUUAAAAUGUUGAGACCGGAAGAAGGGGAGGAGUGUGUGUGGCGAUUGUUUCAUUGUGUGAAUUGUUUGCCCUUUUAAUUUUUUUUGAUCAAUUCCUGAUUUACAUAUGUCACCAGUAGUAAAUGUACCCUUAAUCUCCAUCAUUUGGUUACAUUAAUUUCUGUUAAUACAUGUAUUAAUUUGUCAUUUACGGUUUCUUUAGCCGCCAAUGGAUCACGGUGUAUCAAUAUGUCCAUAUGGCAGAGGCUGGUGAUCUCGCAUUAGUUGACUUUUAACUUUCAGAUUUGUGUAAUUUUUAUUCAGAUUUUUUUGAUUAACCACGUGACAAUGCUUUUUAGAAACGAAAAUAUUAUUAUUGAAAUGUUCCACAAAAAUGUGCCUAUGAAAAUCAUAACUAGCAUGCAGAACGGUAGAAAUGGUAGGAUAAAUUGUCCCCAAACUUGAAACUCACGCGGUGCCUAUGAAGUCUUUAUAAAAUCAUUUCCUCCACGUUUACAUGGUUGGAUUUUGCCUAUAGGCUACUUUGAAGCAAGGUAAGUCAUGCCUCAUAAUAUGUAAUAAAACAUUCAGGUUUCAAACAAUUAAUUAAGUAUGUUUUCAAAAUGCGUACUGCCUCCAGCUCACAUUGUAAAGUGGUGUGUGACGCACUGAUAGCCUGUUGCCUGCACUUGAAUGGUGAAUGGAAGGCAUGCUUCAAUUACCAGUUGAGAAAAAAUAGUAGCGCCUUUCAAUCGUGCACCAACACAGUUUUUAACUGGAUUUUGAAUUGUUGCACAAUGAAUGGGCUUAUAAAAGCACAUGUUUUACUCCAGCUGAGGAGCUGCAGGAGAAAUCCCGCUCAAAAUAGGCUGUGUGUGUGUGAUAGUUGUGUUGCAUAAAUAAAAUACAUGAUGACUAACGAAAAUACACACAGGCCAAUUUAAUUCCACUAAAUUAUGCAAAUUAACCUAUAGGCCGAUAAGCAUUAUAGUCAAAUCUAUUUCCAUCAAUGAAUAAAAAGCAUUAUUUUACAAUAGGAUUUUUUUUCCCCUGGUGAUUUUUAUCACCGUAAUUUUUUUUCGCGGCCAAAAGCCGACAUUUGCCGUCUAAUGGAAACCCUGACACACACUUUAUACACUGCUCAAAAAAAUAAAGGGAACACUAAAAUAGCACAUCCUAGAUCUGAAUGAAUGAAAUAAUCUUAUUAAAUACUUUUUUCUUUACAUAGUUGAAUGUGCUGACAACAAAAUCACACAAAAAUUAUCAAUGGAGAUCAAAUGUAUCAACUCAUGGAGGUCUGGAUUUGGAGUCACCCUCAAAAUUAAAGUGGAAAACCACACUACAGGCUGAUCCAACUUUGAUGUAAUGUCCUUAAAACAAGUCAAAAUUAGGCUCAGUAGUGUGUGUGGCCUCCACGUGCCUGUAUGACCUCCCUACAACGCCUGGGCAUGCUCCUGAUGAGGUGGCGGAUGGUCUCCUGAGGGAUCUCCUCCCAGACCUGGACUAAAGCAUCCGCCAACUCCUAGACAGUCUGUGGUGCAACGUGGCGUUGGUGGAUGGAGCGAGAGAUGAUGUCACGGAUGUGCUCAAUUGGAUUCAGGUCUGGGGAAUGGGCGGGCCAGUCCAUAGCAUCAAUGCCUUCCUCUUGCAGGAACUGCUGACACACUCCAGCCACAUGAGGUCUAGCAUUGUUUUGCAUUAGGAGGAACCCAGGGCCAACCGCACCAGCAUAUGGUCUCACAAGGGGUCUGAGGAUCUCAUCUCGGUACCUAAUGGCAGUCAGGCUACCUCUGGCGAGCACAUGGAGGGCUGUGCGGCCCCCCAAAGAAAUGCCACCCCACACCAUGACUGACCCACCGCCAAACCGGUCAUGCUGGAGGAUGUUGCAGGCAGCAGAACGUUCUCCACGGCGUCUCCAGACUCUGUCACGUCUGUCACAUGUGCUCAGUGUGAACCUGCUUUCAUCUGUGAAGAGCACAGGGCGCCAGUGGCGAAUUUGCCAAUCUUGGUGUUCUCUGGCAAAUGCCAAACGUCCUGCACGGUGUUGGGCUGUAAGCACAACCCCCACCUGUGGACAUCAUUUUGCAGGGCUCUGGCAGUGCUCCUCCUGCUCCUCCUUGCACAAAGGCGGAGGUAGCAGUCCUGCUACUGGGUUGUUGCCCUCCUACGGCCUCCUCCACGUCUCCUGAUGUACUGGCCUGUCUCCUGGUAGCGCCUCCAUGCUCUGGACACUACGCUGACAGGCACAGCAAACCUUCUUGCCACAGCUCGCAUUGAUGUGCCAUCCUGGAUGAGCUGCACUACCUGAGCCACUUGUGUGGGUUGUAGACUCCGUCUCAUGCUACCACUAGAGUGAAAGCACCGCCAGCAUUCAAAAGUGACCAAAACAUCAGCCAGGAAGCAUAGGAACUGAGAAGUGGUCUGUGGUCACCACCUGCAAAACCAGUCCUUUAUUGGGGGUGUCUUGCUAAUUGCCUAUAAUUUCCACCUGUUGUCUAUUCCAUUUGCACAACAGCAUGUGAAAUGUAUUGUCAAUCAGUGUUGCUUCCUAAGUGGACAGUUUGAUUUCACAGAAGUGUGAUUGACUUGGAGUUGCAUUGUGUUGUUUAAGUGUUCCCUUUAUUUUUUGAGCAGUGUACAAUAUACCCCUUAAACACACGUACGCAGUUGUCUCACAUUAUCACUGUAGACAUGAGCUGUUCACUCCAACCAACCAACCCCCCACCCCCACCCUUUCCAGCUCAUUGUCCCACUGACCUAUCAAAUCCUCCUGCCUGUCCUCCAUUCAUCCACUUUUCAGUCCUCACUCUCCUCCUUUCACUGUGUCACUCUCCUCAUGUUUGUCAAAUUCCCCUCUCUCUCCAUGACACCUGUCUAUACUUCCCGACGUGGUCCCCCUUCCUCCUCCCCCCCCCCCCCUCAGUCAGCCCCAAAAGGUGGAGAGGUCCAAGGAACCGGAUGUCUUCUCCCCGCAGCAACUCAGGUUCAGUGUGGUUGCAUGGGUGCUCCGCCUCCCGAGUGACUGGCUGCAGUCAGAUUUUCAACCCCCCAGGUUGUUACGCUUGGUGAUGUUUUUUCUCCCCCAGAGACAAUGAGACAGUUGUUGGUAUGAAUGAUAGGAAAGAGUCAGAUUGAGCCUAGAGUUACUGAGGCUUUGUUGUGUGAGUAUGGCUUAAUUUUGAGGUUUUGUUAAUUUUGUUUGGGGUUCGAAAAGCUACUUUGCACGUGUAUUGUUUGUGUGGGAGAUUCUCUCCAUUUUCACCAUGUUGGAUCAGUGUUUGCUGUUGUAACUCUUACCCUGUCUGUCAGAAGCUAAAACGCAUCACUGGGCCAGGGCUUUGAUCUUGGCAUAAAGCAGAGUAUAGCUAUGGAUCUCUUCCUCAGUUAGCAGUGAAGGCUGUCUGGCCAUUUGCCCUCCCGCUGACCUUUUAACCCUACCUUAUGUGAAAUUCAUGCCUUGCUCUUUCUCUUUCCAGCUGUGGAAUAAACGUCUAGUUUUUUGGGGGGUGUUUAGUGUUUCUUAAUAUAGCCUAUAUGUAGCCUGUACGUUUUGUUUGGGUGUGCAUCAUGUUUUGAUAGUUCAAUGCUGUAUUGAUGCACGGUUAUGUUAGGACCUAAAGAACUGAGUCAGUUCAGGCAGCACACGAGUGACAUUCAGAGUAAUUUUGCUAUAGGCUAUUUCAUUAAAUGUUAUAUACAGAACUCAAGAGUAAUGUACUCUAGACAGAACAGAGAAUUCCACCAAAGCAGGGCAAAAUGUCCUGUCAGAAAAUAUUGUUGCUCUCCCUCUCUGGUGCAUGGGCCUUGUAUCCUAAACCUAUUCAUUUGUUUUAUAAUGGACAAUUCCUAACUCUCUUGUGUUUAGCUAUAUUCCAUUCAUAUUCCAUUCGAUAGGCUUUGAAUAUGACGUUUGGCCACGCUCAAACAAUGAAUUCCAUCAAAAACAAAGUUGUUUGAAUAGCCUAAAAAUGUAGGGUAGCCAGGGGACUAAUAAUAAGAGAGAACAAACAAAAUCUAUAGCCUUUAGAACAUUUUUAUGACGAGUUUAAUCAAUUUUAAGCUUAUUAAGAAAUAAUGUAUCUGUGCGGGGCAGAAAAACCCUGGCCGUCAAUGCGAGGUUGAAAACCAAAUGGCCAAUAACCUUUCCUCCUACUAGGCCUAUCAUAAAGGCUUUAAGACAUGUUACAAUUAUAAACAGCCUAUUUCCUGAAUAUUCUAAUAGCCUAAGAAGGUGUUGUCCUAAAGUUGCCACUUUCAAAAAUGAAAGUUGGAGUAUAGGCCGUAGGCAUUGGCUAUUCCUAAUCACAGCUUUAUGAGAUAUAGAACAAACAAUAUAAGUCAAAUAGGCCUAAAGCUAUUAUUAUGAAGUUCUGAAGACCGUAGACUGCCCAGCCUAUGAUUUAUAACUCACUACGGUAACACAGCCCGUUUGACUGACACUUUGCUCCAUCAUGGCAUGCGCCACACAGAUGCAAAUACCUGUUCCACGCUGAAGCUCCACCAGAAAGGAAUAUUAUAAAAUAUUUCCCUGCACUUAGCAGCUACCCAGGCUUUCAAUAACAUUAUAUUUUGUCUUGAUUCGUCCAGUUGUAGCAUGCGAUUUCGCGCUAUAGCCCAACGGUGGUGUUAGAGUUUCGUUAUCUAAAAGGUUUUGAGAAGUCAAUGCGAGAAGUGAAAAAUUCUUCCCUAGUUAAUUUUCUCGAAAUCUAAAGGCACAACCUAGAUUCAACCGAAUGUCUUAAGUAGUUGAACGUGUUAUUACUCCAACCUCAUGGAAUUGACAAAAUGACACGUUACAUUUUUUCUCAAAAACUAUUUUAAAUCGAACGAGUGCCUUUGAUUUGACACGAUGCACAUGCGCAAUUCGCCGCGAGACGACAUUUUAGACCCGAUGACGUGUUUCUGCGCAUGAGCUUAGCUAGCCAACGUUGCCAUGACAUCGCCUACAAGUGUGAUCUGGGAUUUUGAUUGAAGAAGCAGUUUCUACCUAUCUUUAUACUGUACUGUCUUUGCUACUACUCUCAAACUCUAACCUUUGAGAACAGGAACGUGGCAGUAACGGCAUGUGUUAAGACUUAAGACCAGUGUGCAGAGUGCUAGCUGCACCCUUACUGUUAGUAAAUUGUGUGUGGCCAGGUCAGUCAGUAUGUCAACUCUCUCGCUCUCCUUCUCUCGCUCUACAGCUCAGGGGGACAGACUCCUCAUAGAGACCUGGAGAAAGUACUGACAGGAGAAGAGAAGUGAGUAGCUGUGCCUUGGGUGUUCCCAUGUUGUGUGUGUCUGAGUCCUUUGUCUGUCUGUCUUGAGUCAGUGUGUGUUGCUUUCAGCUGACACCCCUCCUGUGUGUGCUGACCCACAGAGCUCUGCGCCCAGGAGACCCUGGGUUCUGUGCCCGGGCCAGGGUGCCCAUGCCAUCCAACAAGGACUACGUUGUGCGGCCCAAAUGGAACGUGGAGAGCGAGUCAAGAGCAGUGAGUGUUUGCCUGUCCAUCUGUCUGCCUGGGAGAAGGGAGGAGAAAGUGCCCCUGGUGGUUUUCCAUUUAUUUUAACUGCAGAGCAGACCAAUUAUUUUCUCAUCACACCUGAAAUCCUGGAUUCCGGACAUAACCAUUUCUAGGUCAUUUUAGCUAAGUUAACUUAGGUGUGACUGUGAACUGGGUUUCAACUGUAGCUUUCAGAUGUUUUGUCACUACAUGACGUGGGCAUCAGUAAGAGAAGGACGGUAAGGAGCUGAAUGUGAUUGGUUCCUGACUGCAGACCGACUUUAAGAAAGGGAUAAGCCGAUUGGAAAAGCACAAGCGUCGCAUUGCCCAGCAGAGGUCACAGCGGCGCAUCAUGGCGGUGAAGAUCAACGUGGACGGCAAUGGCAUGCCACUGUAGUACCUACUGUCACCACACGGGGCAGUAAGUGCCACCUGCAUGUCUCUUGCUGGUCCUGGGUAGGACAAAGUUGCACAGAGACACUGAUCUUAGGUCAGUUAAUGGUUACCCCCACUAAUGGUGAAGGUUGGGAAUGAGAGAGGAUAAGCUGAUUGUAGGUCAGUGCCUGAGGGCAACUUCUACCCAGGGCCACUGUGUGCAGUGUGGACUGGAGAGCAACCCUCCCACCACUUACCAAGUCAAACGGCUCUGCAAGCUGUUGCCCAGCCACCUAAUAAUUAAAUGAGUCCCCUGGUUUUAAGACAUUAGGCUAUACCAGCAUGUCGCUUGAGUUUCUGUGUCUGGCAUGAUGGGAAUGUGUUACUAUUCAACUUGGUGUUCAGAGUUUGUUUAAAUACUAGGGUUACGAAACUUAAUGCACUCUAUCAGAUACGCUGUUGAAAUAUCAGAUCGGCAGAACAUUCCAAAUUUGAUGAUUACAAAAAGUGUGUUUGUGUGUCUUGGUAACCUCGCUCGCUAGGCUUAUAGUGGUACUACCGUAUGUUACCACUACGGCAAACAUAUUGUGGCGAAGAAACACUGUUUUGGUGAGUAGUUUCACUUUCCUGUCCCCCCUUCUCUAAUCCUUUCCUCCCUCUGUCUCCAAGGCCCCGGUUAAGAAGGGCAUGUCACGGGUGGACAAACAGUUGCGUCGCUUCGCCGACAUCAAGCGUAUGACGAAGACGGGCCACGCUGUGAAAAUCAGCGUCCAGGGCAACCGGAUGCCCCUCUGA
Molecule: messenger RNA, 18730 nt
Organism: Coregonus sp. 'balchen'
Lineage: Eukaryota; Metazoa; Chordata; Actinopteri; Salmoniformes; Salmonidae
Source: the annotation of a GenBank genome assembly